GUCGGUAAGUGUCGAUUCCUUCCUACGAAAGAAACCUCAACCACUGGGGCCUACCUCCUUCAAAUUGCCCACAGCGGCCAGCUCUCACUCCCCACUUCCUCCGCCCCCUUUUCCACCGUCCACGUCAUUUCCUCCUCCUCCUUCCGUCACCUAAUCCUCAUGUCCUCGGAAAUUGUUCAUUUUUUGAACGGCACGACCGCCGCCCCUACUCCCUCGACUACCUACACCAUGUACUCGCUGCACUGCCGCCACGUGAGGGGUUGUUCGGUAACUCAGCAGCACCAAACUGUCUGAACAGGUUACCUAAAAAGCCCCCGGUGGACACGCUGGGGUUAGGUACAGAGAGUGAACAUGUCCUGAACACAAGUGUGUUGGGUGGUGGGGGCAUGGAGUCGAUCACAACUUGCAAAAAUAUGAGGCCGCCGGCAUUGCGCCACGUGUAAUUUCAGGUGUCGUUGUCCCUCUCUUGUACUGUUGCAGAACAUGCCACUGUUUUCAAGGACUUUGGAUGGUCCAUUAUGCGAUUAAAUUAUAAGGCCCUUUUGUUUUUUUGUUAUUCUUAAAAAAAGAUUUUUUCAGCUUUUUUCGUUUUCGUUUUCUUCAAAACCAUGGAGAUGCUUAACGCAGAGAUGUAGAGAGACAGAAAGUAGGGGGGGAAGUAUUGUGUGUAUUUGACUGUUCAAUUGAGAUUGGUGAAGCUAUCAGCUAACCAGCAAUGGAGCGUUAUGAGAUUUUGAAAGAUAUAGGGUCUGGAAACUUUGGUGUGGCCAAGCUUGUGAGGGAUAAGUGGAGUGGUGAGCUCUAUGCUGUCAAGUAUAUUGAGAGGGGGCAAAAGAUUGAUGAGCAUGUACAGAGGGAGAUUAUGAAUCACAGGUCCUUGAAGCAUCCCAAUAUAGUUAGAUUUAAGGAGGUCCUGCUAACACCAACCCAUCUGGCUAUAGUCAUGGAAUAUGCUGCUGGAGGAGAGCUUUUUGAGAGAAUAUGUAAUGCCGGUAGAUUCAGCGAGGAUGAGGCUAGGUAUUUUUUUCAACAGCUGAUAUCAGGAGUCAGUUACUGCCACUCCAUGCAAAUUUGCCACCGAGAUCUAAAGCUGGAAAAUACACUCUUAGAUGGAAGCCCAGCACCACGUCUCAAAAUUUGCGACUUUGGCUAUUCCAAGGCAAGGGACCAUCUGCUUAUUUGGAAACCAAUGCCAUCCUGCUUAAACUGGUCACUGACUGUUCAUCUUGUUUUGCAGUCAUCUGUGUUGCACUCCCAACCAAAAUCUACUGUGGGAACACCAGCCUACAUUGCUCCAGAGGUAUUAUCAAGGAAAGAAUACGAUGGAAAGAUUGCAGAUGUUUGGUCUUGUGGGGUUACCUUAUAUGUGAUGCUUGUUGGUGCUUAUCCAUUUGAAGAUCCUGAUGAUCCAAGAAAUUUCAGGAAAACAAUUGCGCGAAUACUUAGUGUUCACUACUCUAUUCCAGACUAUGUCCGAGUUUCAAUGGAGUGUAAACAUCUUCUAUCUCGAAUAUUUGUGGCAAACCCUGAAAAGAGAAUAACCAUUCCAGAAAUCCAAAAUCAUCCAUGGUUCAUAAGGAACUUGCCCAUAGAAUUCAUGCAAGGAGGAGAAGCUAGCGCCCAAACUGAUUAUGUAAAUGACCCAUCCCAAAGUAUUGAUGAUAUAGUAAAGAUAAUACAGGAGGCGCGUAUUGAGGGGCCUAAAGUUGGUGGGCUUUUUUUUGGGGCCAGCAUGGAUUUGGAUGACUUGGACGAAGAUGCUGAUCUAGAUGAUAUAGAGACGAGCGGUGAUUUUGUUUGUGCAUUGUGAGUGCAAGUUCAUAUCAUGCAAGCCAAUCCCCCUACGGAAAAGGCAGUUGUGGAUAAGGUCUUCUUUUCAUGAUUGGGGGAAUCAAAUGAUCCUGUUCAAAGGGUGGUGCCUAGAAUGUAGUUUGGAUGGAAGCUGGUCAGUUUAGUCUGUGUGUGAAGGGGCAUUGGGAUUAUAUAUGCUCUUCUUCUUUCUGUUCUUGUGAUUGUAAAAUUAGUAGUUAUGUACUUCUUCCUCUUAUCAAGCUCUCCUAACCAUAGUCUUCUGCCUCGUUUUCUUCUGAAGGUGGGGCAAUAUACUACAAAUAGAAUGAUGUGGGGUGCUGUAUGCUUGUUUAUAACACCAUGGAUUGGACAAA
This is a messenger RNA of Vitis riparia (riverbank grape), 2165 nucleotides long. Its product is annotated as serine/threonine-protein kinase SAPK2-like. The coding region runs from base 716 to 1810 and encodes 364 amino acids. Gene Ontology annotation, biological process: intracellular signal transduction; protein phosphorylation. The record is from RefSeq and is a predicted model, not a curated record. The transcript has 8 exons. Gene Ontology annotation, molecular function: ATP binding; protein serine/threonine kinase activity. Lineage: Eukaryota; Viridiplantae; Streptophyta; Magnoliopsida; Vitales; Vitaceae.